AUGCUAAAAUUACCAAAAUGUGCAUGUGUGCUAAAGCAUUGCUGCUAUAUUCUGUUCGUUUCCGUAAUUAUGCGAGUUGAGGCCGAGGCUCCAAUCAACUCCUACUUACCGCCUGCUCAUGGUCAUGGUCACGGUGGAGAAGGUGGGCAUCAUGAUGAUCACCAUACAGACUUAGUACCACCAUCCAGCAGUUACGGAACACCCGAUUCGAGUUACGGUCCGCCUCAUCACCAGUCUGGUUUUCAUCCGGAUCAUCACGAGUACGAGGACCAUCACGAUCACCAUGAUAACCACGAUGAUAGUGGAUCCUUUGAAGAUGAACCGGCUAAGUAUGAAUUUAGCUACGAAGUAGAUGACGAAGACGCGGAUCUGUCUUUCGGGCAUGAAGAAAUGCGUGAUGGAGAUUACACCACUGGAAAAUAUAACGUAUUGCUUCCUGAUGGCCGUCGGCAGAUUGUAGAGUAUGAGGCGGAUCAUAAGGGAUAUAGGCCGAAGAUAACGUACGAAGGAGGUGAUGAACAUCCACAUCACCAUGACCAUCCUCAUGAACAUGGACACGAUCAUGGACAUGGAGGAUAUUCAAAGGAAACUCCACACACUCAACUGGGCUAUCCUAGGGAAUCGCAUCAUGAUUUUGAGCACAAUGGUAUUGCGCACGGUUCGAACGAGUACGAUUCACAUGGGCACGAUAACGGACAUAGCCGAGCUGAUCACGGAAUUCACGAUGGGCAUCGAGGUUAUGACAGCAAUGCACACGAUAACCAUGGCAACGGGCACGGCCAUGGACACGGGCACGGACAUAACGGACACAACGGUCAUAACGGUCAUCACCAUAAUGGCCAUAAUGGUCAUCAUCGCAGAAGAAGCAGUAACGCAUACAACCAUCAACACCCGUCAAAUCACCACAGUAAUGAUAAUCAUCGUCACAAUGGAUACCACUAA
Anopheles maculipalpis is the source of this 942-nucleotide messenger RNA. Its product is annotated as histidine-rich glycoprotein-like. The coding region runs from base 1 to 942 and encodes 313 amino acids. The transcript is spliced from 4 exons. The record is from RefSeq and is a predicted model, not a curated record. NCBI's taxonomy places the organism in Eukaryota, Metazoa, Arthropoda, Insecta, Diptera, Culicidae. Gene Ontology annotation, cellular component: extracellular matrix.